Messenger RNA from Ceratina calcarata, 1783 nucleotides. RefSeq names its product DNA repair protein XRCC1 (gene XRCC1). Lineage: Eukaryota; Metazoa; Arthropoda; Insecta; Hymenoptera; Apidae. The transcript has 2 exons. Bases 162 to 1607 code for a protein of 481 amino acids. Gene Ontology annotation, molecular function: damaged DNA binding. Gene Ontology annotation, biological process: base-excision repair; single strand break repair. The record is from RefSeq and is a predicted model, not a curated record. Gene Ontology annotation, cellular component: nucleus.
UCGCGCCGUAACGGUACUAUAUGUUUGUUGUCAAUUUUUGUGUCUGUUUGUGUCGCAUAUGGCAGCAUAUGGGUCUCGCGUUGCAGACGUCGUGAAAAAUAAAUUUUCGUUUCGUUUCAAUGAGAAAGAUCGAUGGUUGAUGGGCAACGAAUCGCACGAACAUGAUCAUUAAGCUUGCGAAGAUAAUAAGCUGCUCUUCGGAACAUCCAUCCUAUCCCGCCUCUAAUCUGUUGCAACGUAAUUCAAAAACGUCAUGGCGAGUGGCAAAGCCUGGAGAGAUGCUUGGCACGGUAAUUUUCGAACUGGCAGAAUCGUGCUGCAUCACAGGAUUAGACAUCGGCAACUAUCGUAGUUGCGUGGUAAUCGUUUCUGCUUCCACGUCGUCGGAGCCUGACGUCUGGACUCCUGUCGCGAACCAUCAGUUCAUGACGAACGACGAAGCUGCCAAUGGUAAGUUCAAGGACCAAGUAGAAAUAUUCACGAAGAAAGAAUUAAAUCCUGACACGGUAAAGAUGAAAUUCGACCGCGUCAAAGUCACCUGUAUGCAGUCGGCCAAUUUGAAAGAGUUAUUCGGCUUGACUUUCAUCACGUUCAAAACGGAAGUGGUCGUCGACUUGGGAUUAGACGUUUUUGGGAGAUUUAAGUUGAAACAACCGGAGGAAGAUAAUGGCAGGUCACCUGCUACCGAUUUCAAACACAAGUAUUUGAAAAUGGUCGUAGAAAAGAAAACGGAUUAUAGAGGCGAAUUGAUCUCAAAGAUAAAGGAGACUGGCAUGAACAAUUUUGUUAAACGGCAAGAAGAGAACAGGGAACCGGCGAAGAGGCCGUUACUGGAGAAAUUGGAAGCUGGCAAGUCGGAAGAGGUAUUUGGAAGUAAGAAUAAAGACGAUGAAAAAGUUGGAAAUGAGAGACCAGUGAAGAGAACACCGUUUGGUGACGUGGUGCCUACGACUUCAUCUAAGGAGAACGAAAUGGAUGAGAAGGAUGCCCGCAAAAAUGGUGCGCGGAAUCGUAAUCCAAGAAACGGUUGUUCGAGUCCUGCAGAUAAUAGUUCGUCGAAGGGGAAUGCGAAUAAAAGAAAACUAGAUUGUUCUCGAUGCCAAGAUAAAUCGGAGUACGAGGUAUGCGAAAAUUGUGGUAAAUUGCCAGAGUCUAAACAGACAAAAAGACCGGGGAACGUUGUGAAGAAGAACGGUGUGAGGCCAGAAAAAGCGGAAAAGUUAUUCUCAAAACUGUUCGAAGGCGUUUCAUUUUCGCUCAGCGGAUACGUGCAUCCGCAGAGAGACGAGAUACGGAGAAAAGCACUCGACAUGGGCGCAAGAUAUGUCGCGGAUCCAAAUACGAGUAAUAAAAAAUGUACUCAUCUGAUCUGUGCUUUUAAAAACACACCAAAAUAUCAACAAUUGAAGGGACAUUCGAAGAUAGUCACACAUAGUUUCAUCGAAGAUGCGUACAGGGAGAAGACGAGAUUUCCGUGGAGGCGUUACGCUUUGGACGGCAAGGACAAGGCCGAACCUGAGAGCGAAGAAGAAAUUACAGGUAGUUCGUCGCCACCCAGGGAAACUAACGUGUAUGAACAGGAUACUGAUUCGGAUUCGUAUUACUGAUCGAUCGUUCCUGUGAACGGCGUCGAUACGAACGACUGCUGGUACAGAAUUCGACGUGUACAUAAUGAACAUGACCAUUUAGAAUGUUAACUAGAUUUCACGCAAUGUAACUUGGUGGAAUUUCGUGUAUCGUUUCUUUUUUUUUUUUAAAACGCAAUACAUUGUUUUGUAAUGAA